GGAAUGUACGUGAAUUGCUCAAAUUAUUUUAAUUAUCUGAAUGUUCACAGUUCUGUACUUACUUUAAAUUGAACUCUGUCACUAUUCUAAUUCUUUUCUGCAAUGGCUCUCCUAAAUGUAAUCGUAUUGUUAUGCGUCUUCAAUGGCAUAUUGGAAGUAAGGAGUAAGGAGUCCUGGGAAGAAGUCUUCGAUUUUGACUAUCCAGACUUCUCCUUCUUUGCUACAGUGUAUCAUAUUGCCAUAAGAAGGGAUACGACUACAUCAAUGAGCAAGAGAAUGGAAGUUUUGUCAAACCCCAUUGUUUCAAAAACGUAUUCGUGUGAACUACCAAACGGACAAAAGGGCAAAGUAACUGGUGGUGAAAAUUAUGAACUUCAAAUGAUCAAAGUGUCGAUGCCAGGUUACAAAUUCUACCUUCAACUGGUACUAAAACUAAAGCACGAAGAAAAUCCAGUGAUCGUCCCUUUGGUGAUUUACCCGACUUUCGAAUCUUAUCCUUUGUCGGCCGAGAACAAACACAUCAUGUCAAACACCCAACUGUCAAUACACAAGGAUUCAACUCCUGAUAAACUCAGGCUGAGCGUCAAAGGAAUCUUCAUAUCACGCAUAGUGGAUGAAAAGUACACAUGUACCUUCACCCAUGAGAUCAACGUCAGAAAACUUGACACAAGACCAACAGCCGUGGCUAUUAAACACGAAAUUACACAAAUCUUUAAAAUAAUGGGGAAAGAAUUUAAUGACCCAAACUAUAAAUACGAAAACUAUAUAAGAGUAGAAGAACUAUGUACAACACAGUUUCUUUUGGGAAACGAACAGCCUAAAGCUCAAUACUGAAAAUUUGUCAGAUGUAAACUACUUAUGGUAAUGGAUGUAUGGUGGACAUUAACUGAUGGAUGGGUUUUGAGUCUUUAGAUGAUUUUCAGAUUUACUAUAUAGUAAAAUAUUGAUUUGGAA
This is a messenger RNA of Macrosteles quadrilineatus (aster leafhopper), 954 nucleotides long. RefSeq lists its product as uncharacterized. The coding region runs from base 103 to 834 and encodes 243 amino acids. The record is from RefSeq and is a predicted model, not a curated record. The transcript is spliced from 6 exons. NCBI's taxonomy places the organism in Eukaryota, Metazoa, Arthropoda, Insecta, Hemiptera, Cicadellidae.